Entelurus aequoreus (snake pipefish) is the source of this 4102-nucleotide messenger RNA. Its product is annotated as zinc finger protein OZF-like. Gene Ontology annotation, molecular function: RNA polymerase II cis-regulatory region sequence-specific DNA binding; DNA-binding transcription factor activity, RNA polymerase II-specific. The coding region runs from base 287 to 1585 and encodes 432 amino acids. The transcript has a single exon. Gene Ontology annotation, biological process: central nervous system development; regulation of transcription by RNA polymerase II. The record is from RefSeq and is a predicted model, not a curated record. Gene Ontology annotation, cellular component: nucleus. Lineage: Eukaryota; Metazoa; Chordata; Actinopteri; Syngnathiformes; Syngnathidae.
CGUCCAGCAGCUGAUCGGUAAUCCAGAAGAAGUUUCCCCUCAGUUAGGGGGGAGCUCCACUUUGAAGCAGGAGACUCCACAACCACCCUGCAUUAAAAAGGAAGAGGAGGAACUCUGCAUCACUCAGGAGGGAGAGUGUCUUCUAGGACGAGAGGAAGCUGAUUACACCAAGUUUCCACUGAGUAUUCUCUCUGUGAAGACUGAAGAUGAUGAAGAGAAACCACAAGUAGACAACCUCUUAGCUCCACUAUCACAUAGUGAGGCGAAAGACAAGUUUGAAGAACCUAUGAGUAGGAAAACUGACUGUAAAGAACUUCCCCUUCAGCCUAAGGAGGGCAGCUCCACUUUGAAGCAGGAGGCUUCACAGCCCCCUCACAUUAAAAAGGAAGAGGAGGAACUCUGCAUCACUCAGGAGGGAGAGAGUCUUCUAGGACGAGAGGAAGCUGAUUACACCAAAUUUCCACUGAGUAUUCUCUCUGUGAAGACUGAAGAUGAUGAAGAGAAACCACAAGUAGACAACCUCUUAGCUCCACUAUCAGAUAGUGAGGCUGAAGACGAGGUUGAAGUAACUUUGAGCAGCAAUAAAGACUGUGAAGGUGAUAUGAGGACUCACACUGACAACAAACACUCUGAAUGCUCUUCAAAGAAGAGAGGUAAAACAUGUUUGAGCUGCUCAGUUUGUGCUAAAAGUUUUACUAAAAAGUGCCAUUUGACUCGACACAUGAGAACACACACAGGUGAAAAACCAUUUAAUUGUUCAGUUUGUGGAAAAAGCUUUUCUCAAAAUUGCACUUUGACUGCUCACAUGAAAACACACACAGGUGAAAAACCAUUUGAAUGUUUAGUUUGUGGCAAAAGCUUUGCUCUAAAUAGCCGUUUGACUCAACACAUGAGAACACACACAGGUGAGAAACUAUUUAAAUGUUUAGUUUGUGGCAAAAGCGUUUCUCUAAAUAGCCGUUUGACACAACACAUGAGAACACACACAGGUGAAAAACCAUUUAAUUGUUCAGUUUGUGGAAAAAGCUUUUCUCAAAAUUGCCGUUUUGCUCAACACAUGAGAACACACACAGGUGAAAAACCAUUUAAUUGUUCAGUUUGUGGAAAAAGCUUUUCUCAAAAUUGCACUUUGACUGCACACAUGAAAACACACACAGGUGAAAAACCAUUUAAUUGUUCAGUUUGUGGCAAAAGUUUUCAUCGAAAUCGCCGUUUGACUCAACACAUGAAAAUACACACAGGUGAGAAACCAUUUAAAUGUUUAGUUUGUGGCAAAAGCUUUUCUCAAAAUUGCCGUUUGACUCUGCACAUGAGAACACACACAGGUGAAAACACAUGUAGUUGUUUAGUUUGUGGCAAAAUCUUUUCUCGAAAUAGCUCUUUGACCGAACACAUGAGAAGACACACGGGUGAAAAACCAUUUAACUGUUCGAUUUGUGGUGAAAACUUUUCUAUUAAGAGCCAUUUGACUGAACACAUGAGAACACACACAGGUGAAAAGCCAUUUAGUUGUUCAGUGUGCUGUAAAAGGUUCGCACAUAAUGCAGCCGCAGCAAAACACAUAAGAACACACAAGGGUAAAUAGUCAAUUAGCUGUUUAGUUUGUGGUAUGUUGCUCAUAUGUGGUGACAUCCACCCUACCCAGGACCUCCUCACUGCUUCUUUCACAAAUAUCUGAGGUAUUCAUACAAACUUGGAUUAUUUGGAGCAUAAUCUUAUGUACUCAUGACUAGGGAUGAUACUCAAAACCGGUUUUUCCGGUUGUUCGAUAAGAAAAGAACCGAGUCCUCGGACUCGAAUCCAUUUUUGAGAACCGGUACCCGUUAUCGAGACCACUAUAGUAAAGAAAAAGAGUUGGUUCUUUAUUCGAAUCCCUCGGAACGACUCCCGUCCCAACCAGAAAUGCCCCGUGGGACAUCACAAGAAAUGACGUCACGUAGCUCAGUCAUUAGGCGCAGAUACCGAAAGCAGGAAAAACAAUGUACCGCGCUCCAAGGUGUAAUAAAGUUCAAAACAAAAGGUAUAAUCCGAUGAAUAACUUUACUGAGAGAUUUGAGCAGAGUACAAACACAUGACCAACACUUUUACGACCAACCGGAAACAUAGCAACCAGGCUAGCAACGCACCUCCUUUACGGCAGCUGUCGCAACGUUCUUAAAACAACCGCAGCACAUACAUAUAUAUACAACAUAUCUCCCUUUUUUAACUUUUGUUUUUCUUUCCUUGUAAACAAAACAAAAUCACACUGUAGAUGUGUUGUCUGUCUAAUUAUAAAUAAUGCAGACGAGGCGUGUUGGCUGAGUUCUUGACGUUUACUUUCACAGCGUGGCAACAUGCAACACUUUUCGGGGCUACCGCGCAUGCUCGUCACUCCCGUUGCAUGCUGGGUAGUGUAGUUGUUAUAUUCCCUAGCUCAUAACAUCACAUCUUUCCCCCUUACAAAGAAAUAAUGUUAACUCAAUAAAGUGUAUUUCUUUUUUUAGCUUUAACUUUUCAUUUUUUAGCAUUGUAACCACAUUUGCAAACAACUUUUCUCUUCGUAGAAUUUUCUUUCAAUAAAGAAAUAAAGUGCAAAAAUGUCAAAGCAUCAUAACAAACAGUUAUGUCAAAUAGCAGCAGAAUUGCACUUUUUGGAGAGCUGUAUUAUUUUCAGUUUUGUGCCCAAGGGACUGAUUUUAUUCAACACUAUAUUAUUAUUUAUACACCUAUAGUGAUCACAGAGACAGGUUGUUUUUGUGUUACUGUAUAUAUUUGUUUUUCUGAAAAAUCCCACUUAAUAUACUUUGGGUAACAACAGUCAAUAUGUUUUUUUUGUUUUUUUUUUAGGGGGGUAACAGUCAAUAUUUAUUUAUUUAUUAGAUUUAAUUUUUUUCUUAUAUAAUAAAAGUUAGCUUUUGUUAAACCAAAUAUUGUGUGUUUUUUUCCAUAUACAACAACCUAUCUGGACUCGAUAAGAGAAUCGAUAAGGAAUCGGUUCGAUAAGAGGAUUCGAUAAUAGGCUCGAACUCGAUAAUUUCUUAUCAAACAUCAUCCCUACUCAUGACCCCAUGUCUUCUCUGUAUCUGAAACCUUCCUGAACAGUAAGAUAGAUGAUGCUUCAAGUGCUUGGUUACUCCUUCUUCAGUCCAGGGACCUGGGGCCUCAUGUGUCAAGUUUGUGUACGCUCAAAAACCUGCACUACACCCUUUUUCACUGCAAAGUUGAGAUGUAUCAAAACUGACGUUGACGCAUAAGUGAUGCUGGGUAACUGUUUGUAUAACAAACUGCCAACUUUUACUCUUCAGACUGAGUGAUGUGCAAAUCAGAGACAUAUGAACAAUUAACCCCCAACACCCACAACCCAACCCCCACCUCUCGACAUUCGGGCAUCACAGGUUUAAUCCAGCCCGCGAGAUGAGUUUGCCAAGUGUAAAAUUCAGCCGCAUUUUUUAAUGAAAGAAACUGCUGUUCUAAUUGUGUACACUGGAUGUCGCAAUAGCAAUUCUGUUAGGCAAGCAAAUAGUUUAAACCGGGGCGAGCAAGUAUACCAAGCAAGAGGUACACGGUAAAGCGGGGCUGUGACUCCUCCCCCUCCACCCAACAGGAGUAAAAUAAGCAAUCAGUAACCCCACUUAAAAUGCAGCAUGAGACACUGCACACUGAUAUAGUUCUGUGAAAAUGAUUGUCUUCUGUGCAAAUGUAAAGAAAGUGAACAGUGUGUGAUUUACUGCAAUACUGUCAGUCUUUUAACUUUUUAUUUGUGCUUUGUUGAAAUUGUUCACACAUUGCACUGCUUUUAUUUUUCUAUCAAUACACAUUAUGUCUGGAAGACAGGAAGUAACUCAACACUCUUGAAUAGUUUCUACCUCAGUUUGUAUGGUUUGUUGAGUUAGCACAGGAUUAAUAUGUGGAAAUGACAAAUGAGGUAGUUGAUAAAUAGAAUAGUUUUUAUUCAUGCUUUAUUUUGUUUUUUGUUCAAUCCUAGAUGGGUUGUGACUUAAAGUUUAAUUGCUUUGUAGAAACACUGAGAUUAAGUCUAAAUUCAUUGUGUUCUUCAAGGUGUUUCUAAAAAUGCACCAUUUGUUUCCUCUAAAUGUUUAACUAAUUUGAAGUGUUUUGUCAA